AUGCUUCCGUCUUUGAACCCACGACAAACGCCUCGGAAGACGACGCGGUUGGGAGAUGACAGUGACGAUGCUCUCGAUAGUAUCCCCCUCGAGGAGCUGAGCAGCAACAAGCCUUCCUCGCCGUUCCUAAACCCACAUGUUUCUCGGUCUCUGUCUGCAAGCCCAUUCUCGGAGCAUGGCCGACUCUCGCCGUGCCAAACGAGAGCUUUGUCGCCUGCUCCGUACACCCAUCCUCUACAGACGCGGAGGGCGGCUAUCGCACAAUGCUUGCGACGGUUUUGGGCCGACAACCGAGCUGUGCUGCUGGUGGGCGUAUCCCAGUUCUUCGGUGCUCUCAUGAACCUGGCGGCGAAGCUGCUGGAAAUGGAGAGCGGGAUGCGUCCGAUGCAGAUCCUCUUUGCUCGCCAGAGUAUGACUACUGCUCUCUCUUGCCUGUACAUGUGGUGGAAUAUGAUUCCCGACUUCCCACUCGGCCCGAGAGGUGUCAGGGGAGUGCUCCUUAUCCGGGGCAUCUCGGGCUUCUUUGGUAUCUACGGCAUGUGGUUUUCAAUGCGGUACUUACCCCUUGCCGAAGCCACCGUCAUCACCUUCCUCGCCCCGAUGCUCUCAGGCUACAUGUGCGACCUCCUCCUUAAAGAUCCCUUCACUCGCCGAGAACAACUGGCCUCCUUCAUCGCCAUUGCGGGUGUCGUUCUCAUUGCCAGGCCAACCUCCCUGUUCGGCAGCGGGCACUCGGACGACGGAGGCGUACUCCCCGCGGACCAAACCAACUCAACAAUCAUCCCCGAAAUCCCCACCGUUUUCGCCAGAGUAGCCGGCGCAGGUACUAAUGAAACCGAACCGACGCCAGCCCAGCGCCUCCUCGCAAUCAUGGUCGCCCUAGUCGGCGUGCUGGGCGCCGCAGGCGCCUACACAGCCAUCCGCUGCAUCGGCAAGCGGGCGCACCCGCUCAUCACAGUAACCUACUUCUCGGCGUGCAGCACGGUGGUGAGCACCGUCGCCCUCCUCGUCCUCCCCCACGUCGGCUGGCCAGAUAUGAACUUUGCCGGCCUGCUGCUCUCGUCGGCCUACGAGUGGUUCUUGCUGUUGUCGCUCGGCACGUGCGGGUUUGUCAUGCAGUUCAUCAUGACGGCCGGGUUGGGCGGCUCCGACGGGCGGAACGCGAACCGCGCGACCGCCAUGACUUACACGCAUAUGCUGUUUGCGGCUGCCUUCGAUCGCUGGGUGUUUGACCACCGCAUGGGUGUCGUUAGCGUCGUCGGCUGUGGGUUGAUCGUCGGCAGUGCGUUGUGGGCUGCUCUGGGGAAGAAGACCCCCGCUGUGUCGCCUGGUGAGGGAGGGGGGGGGAGGGAGCGGAGCGGGGAUGUGGAGAGGAAUGCGGUGGGCGGAGGGGAGGAGGCCGUGCCUAUGCUGGGCGAUGGUGGUGUCGGGGACGAGGGGGAGGAAGAAGCAGAGGGCGAGCAGCGGCGUUCACCGAGAAACCAUCCAUAG
Molecule: messenger RNA, 1491 nt
Organism: Chaetomium strumarium
Lineage: Eukaryota; Fungi; Ascomycota; Sordariomycetes; Sordariales; Chaetomiaceae
Exons: 2
Coding region: 1-1491 (496 amino acids)
Cellular component (GO): membrane
Source: RefSeq, a predicted model, not a curated record